AUGGGGCUCUUUCCGACAAAUCCGAUACUAUUGGAAUUACGCUGUAGAGCUUCGCUGUUGAGAACUCGAGUUGAUUACUUACACCACAGUAAUUUAUUAGACAGUGAAGAGUGCCAGUUCGGUGUCCUUUGGGGUGUCGUAUUCUGUAUUGUGGUUCCUUAUUCUCGUACGUCCAUUGGCGUGAAUGCGGCAGAGCUUAGGGGAGUUCGGCGUUUUCUUCAUUUUGCCUUUAUGGAACGUGUGUUGCGACCUUUUGGCUUUUUCGUGAUCUCUGACCUCACUGACACAAGAGUCUCCAAGUUCUUGUGGCCACCGAGGAUUCCAAUGCCUUGUGUGUUUUCUCUCAUUCAGUUCACGGCCGACUCUGUGAUGUUCCCGUUUCUGGUUUCGUCACAAUUGGAGUGUCAACGUAGAUCUGUUAGCGGAAGAUUUUAUGAUAUGCGUCGGCCAUUUGUCACUGCAGUUCUUGUUUGGGAAGAGGCUGUUUUUAAUUCGCAUGUGCUGGUUGGUGUUAACUUUACAGCUAUGGGGCUAUCACAUGAUGAGCGUAAUACUAUGUGUGCAAGUGUGAUUGAUUUGAAUACUUUGAUGUUGCUCAUGGAAUGGUACGUCGCUGCCCUACGUGUCCAGCUUCUAUGCAUUUGCAACCAAGAUUCGAGGACGAAUCUUUUCAUACCCGGAGGGACCUGA
Messenger RNA from Microthlaspi erraticum, 690 nucleotides. The record is from the annotation of a GenBank genome assembly. NCBI's taxonomy places the organism in Eukaryota, Viridiplantae, Streptophyta, Magnoliopsida, Brassicales, Brassicaceae.